Messenger RNA from Myotis brandtii (Brandt's bat), 1361 nucleotides. It is a transcript of the gene TMEM125, whose product is annotated as transmembrane protein 125. NCBI's taxonomy places the organism in Eukaryota, Metazoa, Chordata, Mammalia, Chiroptera, Vespertilionidae. The transcript is spliced from 3 exons. Bases 444 to 800 code for a protein of 118 amino acids. The record is from RefSeq and is a predicted model, not a curated record.
GAUGGGAUGUUAGGGGAAGGCGGGUGUUAGGGAUUAGAUCCUAACCUGCAGAGAAGGAACCACAGCCCUAAGAGAGAAUAUUCAGGGUCAGGCUGCUGGUUCCAGAAGGGUUAAGUCAACCCCCUCCCUCCCCAUCACCCUCCCCCCAGGAGCCAGUGGUGACAGCUGAAGCCAUGUGAGUUGGAUCCUGAAUGAGGCUUUAUCUCUGGCUCUUCGUCAUCGGCCACCGUUCACCAUCCACCAUGGCACCAGCUCCCUCGGCCAGCCGGGAUGGGACAGGCAACUGAGAGAGCCAGAGAGAUGAUGGUGCCUUUGCCCUGGACUGUGAGAGGAAUAGGACUUUGGGCUUCCAGCUGCCAAGCAGGUGGUGGGGGCUCCAGGCCAUGAUCUGCACCCUCUAACCCUGGUGCUGCCCUCUGCCCUGACUUUCACCGGACCCGGCCAUGUCGGAAGGAGAGGCUCCUGCCCCGCGGGGCCGGGCGCUGCCCCCAGAUGUGCUGGCAGAGCAGGUGGAGUUGUGGUGGUCCCAGGAGCCGCGGCGCUCGGCACUCUGCUUUGCCAUGGCGGUGGGCCUCGUGAUGCUGUCCGUGGGCAUCGCCCUGGCUGCCUCCGGCUCACUCCUGCUACUGGGCUUGCUGCUGUAUCAGGUGGGCGUGAGUGGACACUGCCCUCCCCUGCGCGCAGCUGCCCCCUCCAUGCACAGUGACCACAGUGGCAGCGGCAGCAUCUUCAGCAUCUCAGGACGGCUCUCUGCUGGCCAGCGUCAUGAGACCACUUCCAGCAUCGCCAGCCUCAUCUGACCAAGCCGGAGCCCUUGCCACAGCUGCCUCAGCCUCAUGGACGGUGCUGGCGUGUGAGUGUGUGUGUGUGUGACUGUGUGUGUGCACCUCCCCAGGACUGUCCGGCCCUACGGGAAGGUGAGUGUGUGUCUUCUUGGAACUGGUGUUGUGUCCAUGGAACCGUCAGAGGCUGCCUGUCUGCACUGGGGUCUCCAGGCAGAGAAGUAUCUGGGGCCCCUGGAGAUUCUGGGCUUGCUCCUAUUCCCAACACCCCUCCCAGCCAAUCCUGCCCUCUCGCACUCAUCAGGGACUUCCCCGGGAGUGACUGCUGCCCACCCCGGAGACCGCACCAGCAAGUCUUCAUUGAGGAGAACCACUGCUGGCGGAGUGGGCUCCGGGGCGUGACAGGCCUGCGUUGGAAUCCCCCUCGACCACUUCCCAGCUGGGCAACUUGGGCAAGUGACUCGGCUUCUCUGAGCCUCAGUUUUUGAGAGUCAUGGUUGUGGUCAUCUAUUCUGAGGAUCGAGUAUGGAAGGACGGGGUACCUUACAGAUGUGCAUUAAAAGUGGUGGCUGCUGUUAC